UGAUGAGCCGUGAGCUGUCAAUGCAAUGACUCACUUCUAAUGUCAGGUCAAAAGAGCUAGUUGAAAAAGAAACUUUAAAAUAACCAGUUACUUCUGUCUUCUGUUGUAUCAUUUUUUGUUUACCUUCGGAUAGAUUGAGAAUUUGAGAGUUGAAUAUACCCAUAGUUUGAUCAUACACAUCUAUUAAUGGAUUCAUUAACUUUAUCCACAGCUAAAAUUGCAAAUGGGGCCAUUGUUUGCUGUGAGUGUGAGUUACAAGGUGACAUAACCAUAGGAUCUCGAACAGUUAUUCAUCCCAGAGCGAAAAUCAUAGCGCUAUUAGGUCCGAUCAUAAUUGGAGAGAACAACAUUAUAGAAGAGCAAGUUCAGAUUAUUAACAAUGGUGAAGACACUAUGGUAAUUGGUAACAACAAUGUUUUUGAAGUUGAUUGUCGAGUUGAAUCUAAGAAAAUAGGAGAUAACAACAUAGUAGAAUCAAAAGCUUUUGUUGGGAGACAAACAUCAUUAAGUAAUGGUUGUGUCAUUGGAGCAAAGUGUGAAGUCCUAGUUCAUGAGACUCUACAAGAGGGUUCUCUGUUUUAUGGAUCUGGUCCUGAUGUCAAGAGGAGAGUGCAAUCAGAUAAACCUUCUGCUCAAGGUGCCCAAAUCGAAUUCCUAUCCAAAGUAUUACCCAAUUACCAUCGUAUAAGGAAACCUCUAGUUUAAAAGUCGCUGUUGAAAAUAAAUUUGAUAUCCAACAUCA
Molecule: messenger RNA, 742 nt
Organism: Daphnia pulicaria
Lineage: Eukaryota; Metazoa; Arthropoda; Branchiopoda; Diplostraca; Daphniidae
Gene: DCTN6-p27
Product: dynactin subunit 6-like
Exons: 5
Coding region: 187-705 (172 amino acids)
Biological process (GO): mitotic spindle organization
Cellular component (GO): dynactin complex
Molecular function (GO): dynein complex binding
Source: RefSeq, a predicted model, not a curated record